This is a messenger RNA of Neospora caninum, 564 nucleotides long. RefSeq names its product Ribosomal protein L18, related. Gene Ontology annotation, molecular function: structural constituent of ribosome; RNA binding. Bases 1 to 564 code for a protein of 187 amino acids. The transcript has 5 exons. Gene Ontology annotation, cellular component: cytosolic large ribosomal subunit; ribosome. Gene Ontology annotation, biological process: translation. The record is from RefSeq and is a predicted model, not a curated record. Lineage: Eukaryota; Apicomplexa; Conoidasida; Eucoccidiorida; Sarcocystidae.
AUGGGUGUCGAUCUCGAGCACAACGGCCGCAAGAAGAAGGGCGGUCGCAGGACAGUGAAGUCGCAAAACCCGUACCUGCGCCUCCUCGUAAAGCUCUACCAGUUCCUGGCACGUCGCACCAACAGCAGCUUCAAUGCCGUGGUUCUGAAGCGUCUGAUGGGCCCGAAGAGGCUGAAGGCUCCGAUGUCUCUGUCGAAGCUCGCGCGUCACAUGAAGGACAAGGAAGACCACAUUGCAGUUCUCGUCGGCUCCGUCACCGACGACAUUCGCAUGGUCCACGUCCCGAAAUUGAGCGUUUGCGCUCUGCGAUUCUCGGAGACUGCGCGUCGCCGCUUGGAGAAAGCUGGAGGCGAAUGCAUCACCUUUGAUCAACUCGCUCUUCGUCGCCCCAAAGGCUCCAAGUGCGUUCUUCUCCGUGCAGCAACCAAGAGCCGCGAAGCUGACAAGCACUUCGGGGCUGCGCCAGGUACCCCUGGAUCCAAGGCCCGCCCGUAUGUGCGCUCAAGUGGCCGCAAGUUCGAGAAGGCGCGUGGUCGCAGAAAGUCGCGUGGAUACAAGAACUAA